Molecule: messenger RNA, 2190 nt
Organism: Sorghum bicolor (sorghum)
Lineage: Eukaryota; Viridiplantae; Streptophyta; Magnoliopsida; Poales; Poaceae
Product: scarecrow-like protein 14
Exons: 1
Coding region: 85-2115 (676 amino acids)
Biological process (GO): regulation of DNA-templated transcription
Cellular component (GO): nucleus
Molecular function (GO): DNA-binding transcription factor activity; sequence-specific DNA binding
Source: RefSeq, a predicted model, not a curated record
GUCAAGUCAAGAAAAAGCAAUCGUACAUCAUACUGCCGGUGGCCGGUGGCCGCCCGCCCAGGUCAAACAAAGCUUCGGCCGAGCAUGGCCAUGGCCGCCGCGCCGGAGGACGGCGAACCGGAGCCCUUCUCCCCGUCUGUGUUCCUCGACCUGCCACCGACUCCCCGCGUCGAAGGGGAUGACGACGACCCGCCGUUGUUGACGGACGACCUGGUGCUCCCCUACAUCUCGCGCAUGCUCAUGGAGGAGGACAUGGACGACGACAGGUUCUUCUACCACUACCCCGACCACCCGGCGCUGCUCCAGGCCCAACAGCCCUUUGCCGACAUCCUCUCCGGCUCCGGCUCCGGCUCCGCCAACGGGAGCGGUACGACCUUCACGCCAUCAUCGCCAUCUUCGUCCUCCUCCUAUGUCAACGUCGUCGUCCCCGCGUUCGCCACCGCCACCUGGCCCUACGAUCCGCUCGAGCUCACCCAGCGGCUCACGGCCGGUGCUGCUCAAGAAGCAGGAUCCCAAUUCUUUCAGAGCACGGACAAAGGCAGUCAGAGUCGUCAUGUCCAGAACAGAGUGAGCAUGGAGGACAUGAUCAAUCAGGCCUUCCUCAAGGGCAUGGAAGAGGCCAACAAGUUGUUGCCUGGCACCAGCAGCAGUAGCAGCAACAAGGAUGGAGCGUUACUGUUCGGAGAAACUAAUCAUGGUCAUGGUAAUAGCAGAGGCCGCCGCAAGAACAGGCGGCAUGAUGACUUCUUGGAGGAGGGGGGCGAGACGGGCAGGAAGAGCAAGCUGAUGGCGCCGGAGCCGGAGGAGACCGGCGAGAUGGUCGACAAGAUGGUCAUCGACGGGUACAACCUGUGUGUAAACAAAAUGAAGACCCUGAGCAUCACUACGCCCACCACCAAGGAGGUUAAUAAUAAGAACAGCAGCAACCUCAGUACGCUGCUCAUCCACUGCGCGGAGGCGGUGUCCAUGGACGACCAUGCCACGGCAGCCCAGCUGCUCGCGCAGAUCAAGAAGCUGUCGUCGCCGAGAGGGGACGCGAACCAGAGGCUGGCGUCCUGCUUCGCCGAGGGGCUGGAGGCACGGCUAGCCGGGACGGGGAGCACGCUGUACAGUUCGCUGGUGGCGAAGCGCAGCACCUCCGUGACGGAGUUCCUCAAGGCGUACCAGCUCUACCUGGCCGUCUCCUGCUUCAAGAUGACAGCCUACAGGUUCUCCAACAUGACCAUCAGCAAGGCCAUCGCCGGCAAGAAGAAGCUGCACAUCGUCGACUACGGCGUGCUCUACGGCUGCCAGUGGCCGAAUCUGCUGCACUACCUGGCGAACCGGAGAGGCGGGCCGCCGGAGGUGAGGAUGACCUGCAUCGACCUCCCCGAGCCCGGGUUUCGCCCAACCGCGCGAGUCGACGAGACGGGGCGUCGACUGAGCAAAUUCGCCCGCCAGUGUGGUCUGCCGUUCAAGUUCCACGGCAUCGCAGCCAAGUGGGAGACGGUACGUGCCGAUGACCUCGACAUUGACGCCGACGAGGUGCUCGUCGUCAACAGCAUCAACAAGUUUGAGAACCUGAUGGAUGAGGCUGGCAUUGACGACGACAUACACCGCCCGAGCCCUAGGGACGUGGUGCUUCGUAACAUCCGGAAGAUGAUGAGGCCGCCGGCGGCGGCGGCGGACGUGUUCAUCCACUCCGUCGUCAAUUGCUCGUACGCCACGCCAUUCUUCGUAGCACGGUUCCGAGAGGCGCUGUUCCACUACUCGGCCAUGUUUGACAUGCUGGAUGCGACGGUGUCGCGGGACAGUGACCUGCGCGUGGCGGUGGAGCGUGACCUCGUCGGCUGGUGCGCCCUGAAUGUCGUCGCCUGUGAAGGAGCCGACAGGGUGGAGCGGCCGGAGACGUAUCGGCAGUGGCAGGCGCGGAACCGCAAGGCAGGGCUCAGGCAGCUGCCGUUUUUCCCGAAUGCUGAGAAGAUCCUGAGGGAGAAGAUGAGGAACGAGUACCACAAGGACUUCGUCAUUGACGUUGAAAACAAUUGGCUUCUACAAGGCUGGAAGGGUCGCAUACUUUAUGCCAUGUCCACGUGGGCUGCUGCAGAUGACAACACUAUCUCAUCAGAAUUGUAGCACAAAUUGUGUGACACUACAGAUCCUUUUUUUUUAAAAAAAAAAAGACUAACCUGUUGCUCUGUUUCAGAUUAA